AUGAACGCCGACGACUCGAGAGGAAAAAAGCUGUUGCAGACUCCUCGCAGAUUCGUUCCCGAGCUCAGAGGUAUCCCGGUCGGCAGUCUUCUCGAGAACAUCACGAUGCCUCAGCUGCGCAUCUCCGAAUUCGAUUGGCUUGAUACUCUGGAAUCAGUACCCCAGGACGUCAGGAGUGCGGUACAGGAGGUUAAAUCAGGCUGGUUCAACUAUAGCAGACAUGAAAGUCCUUUGUAUAGCUUCCCCGGAGCAGUAACUCUAACACACCGAAACAACUUUUCCAGCAUGCCUAUGCAUGCGCUCCCACAACCUCGAACGGUUCAAGCGCAAACCUUCGCUGCCAUUUUCGUUUUCAAACACGACCCAGACAAGGAUGGCCUUCCCAGCUGCUCGAUUGACGUAAACGGCAGGCCCUCUGAUCCACCAGUCCGCGAAUACUUCCAAAUGAAGCCAUUCGAAGACAACAGGACGUACUGCAUUGCCGUUGCAAAAAUCACAUUCAACGCUGGCGUCGUCUCGUGCAAGCAUUCCGCACAGCUCGUCGCCGAAUCGCUCGCCGAAUGCCAGAACGACCAGCAGUCCGACCUCCUGGCCCCCGAUCCCCUCGUCGAAUUCGCUCUCGCACUGACCCCCGAGACCGUCAUGCAAGUCAACAUGAUGAACACGACGGGGUGGAACUUUGAGAACGGAGCCGCGCACUACGUCCAGAACAUCCUCAACGUCGCGUACCAAGGCGCCUGGAGCGCGACGGCGUACUUUACGAAUAAUGGCCCGGACACGCUGACCACCGUGGCCUACGAACGGAUCCAGGCCGUCAGAGCAGAGGUCACAGCCUGGAGGGUCUGGCUAUGGCUGGUUUUGAAUGGGGUGCUGACGUUGACGGGGCUCGUGGUAUACUACCUGCAGAGCCGGGUCGUUCGGCCUGUGGUGCAGGAUCCUGUGCUCACUGCGGUGAUGAUGGAUCCAUCCAACAUACUCAAGCAAGAUCGUGACGGAAUCUGCGACAUUGACAACAUCGGAGGCUCCGACAAGCACGGCAGGCUCCUUUCGCUCAGCUGUAUGCCACGAGUUGGUGGCCAGUGGCGUCAUGACAUGCUGAACCUUCAACGCCGAUCGACGGACAGGUCUUAG
Lasiodiplodia theobromae is the source of this 1131-nucleotide messenger RNA. RefSeq lists its product as uncharacterized. Lineage: Eukaryota; Fungi; Ascomycota; Dothideomycetes; Botryosphaeriales; Botryosphaeriaceae. The transcript is spliced from 2 exons. Bases 1 to 1131 code for a protein of 376 amino acids. The record is from RefSeq and is a predicted model, not a curated record.